AUGGCCGCAGCUGUGACGAAUUCGGUUUGGGUUGCUCCGGGGCAGGACGCGCAGUUUCUCCACAAAAGCCACCCAGCGGCGCCGCUGACAUCAUCCGACGGUCUGAGGGGUGAGGAUCAUGGAGAAGUGCUGUGCAACGCCAUGCUGGGAAUUUCAUCUUUCCCAGAUUACAAUCUGCAGGGCAAAACUGAGAUGGACACCUACCUACUUCAUGAUGUAGCAAAUUCAAAAAUGCUUGACAAGGAUAGCGCUCCCAUGCUGGAGUCACUUUUCCCCGAAGACUUCACCUCUUCUUUCAGCGUCAACAUGAGCCUGCUCCUUCCCGACGUCGCCUACUUGCAACCUGGCCUCUGCCGGACUGUGAAGCAAAUCAAAGCGGAGCCACCACAGUCCCUGAUGCACUCGACCUGCCAGGGCAACGAAGCACCAAUGACCCUCCCAGAGUACUCAGGAAUGUUCAAAGCAGCCGACACUCCUGGUGGUAGCUUUUUCAUCAAGCAGGAAGUGCCAGAAUUCCAAGAAAUUCCCCAGUUUCAGAUGUUGAACACUGACUUAGAGCAGAACUCUUUCCCCAUCACGCCGCAAAGUCUUCCAGUCAGGAAUCUCCACGUGGGACAACUACCAGACGCUUCACAGACUGAAUGUUUUUCAUUCGACCAGCACUCUGGCCACCAAUUUAGAUCAACCUAUCUGCCGCCGUCUCCACCAAAUUCUCAGCCUCCGAGUCCAGACAAGGGCAAGGAGAUCCUUCAUAACAGCUCCCCUCCUCCCUCCUACGAAGCCAGCAUUGCCUGUAAGACAACACUCCAGACCCACACCGAUCCCAGACAGACUUCCAGCGAUCCUUCGACUCGAACCCACGGCCAAACUUGCGCUCCUGCGUUCACCCAAUGUCCACUUGGCGGACCGGUUCAGGACUCCAGCCUGGCACCAGCUCAGAUGACACCAAGCGUCGGGCCUCUGUCUCCGGAGUUGGCGCAGUCGGCUCCGGCCAAAUACAACCGGAGGAACAACCCCGAUCUGGAAAGACGCAGGACUCACCACUGCGAUGUUCCAGGGUGCGAGAAAGUCUAUACGAAGUCGUCUCAUCUAAAGGCUCAUCUGCGAACCCACACAGGUGAGAAGCCGUACCGGUGCUCCUGGGAGGGAUGCGAGUGGCGCUUCGCCCGCUCCGACGAGCUGACGCGGCACUUCAGGAAGCACACCGGGGUGAAGCCCUUCCAGUGCGGCGUGUGCAGCCGCUGCUUCUCCCGCUCUGACCACCUGGCCCUGCACACCAAGAGACACCAGAGCUAAGGGACGCCUCAGCUCUAUCUGUCCAGUCUUUUUAGCUUUUCCUUAAAAUGGACAAAAUACUGGGGGAAAAAAAAAACAAACAAACAAAAAAAAAGACUGCAAUUUAUCCUAUUUACUCUCAAAGGAUACAGUUUGAUGUUAUGACCUGCCUCUAAAUGUUUUUUUAUUAUUAUUAUUCUAAGAAUAUUAAAUCUGAUUGUUGCCUUACUUUCUCAUCAACAUCAGAUAUUCUCAGAUGUAUCGGUUCAAUCUAUUUUACCAAAUUUGUCCUUUUUCAAGCCUUAUUUUUUUAAACGAUAUACC
Messenger RNA from Poecilia latipinna (sailfin molly), 1599 nucleotides. It is a transcript of the gene klf5b, whose product is annotated as Kruppel like factor 5b. Gene Ontology annotation, molecular function: RNA polymerase II cis-regulatory region sequence-specific DNA binding; DNA-binding transcription factor activity, RNA polymerase II-specific. The record is from RefSeq and is a predicted model, not a curated record. The transcript is spliced from 4 exons. Lineage: Eukaryota; Metazoa; Chordata; Actinopteri; Cyprinodontiformes; Poeciliidae. Bases 1 to 1296 code for a protein of 431 amino acids. Gene Ontology annotation, biological process: regulation of transcription by RNA polymerase II.